This is a messenger RNA of Choloepus didactylus (southern two-toed sloth), 2300 nucleotides long. RefSeq names its product leucine rich repeat neuronal 4 (gene LRRN4). Gene Ontology annotation, molecular function: protein binding. The coding region runs from base 96 to 2300 and encodes 734 amino acids. NCBI's taxonomy places the organism in Eukaryota, Metazoa, Chordata, Mammalia, Pilosa, Megalonychidae. The record is from RefSeq and is a predicted model, not a curated record. The transcript is spliced from 5 exons.
GUGACUGGUUUCUGAAAUCUAUAAAACAAGACUGAGGACUGCAAAGGGGCAUCCAGAGGUGCCACACUCCAGAAGACAGUUUCCAGCCGCCCGCCAUGAGCUGGGUCCUGCUGCUCCUGCUGCCGCUGGCGCUGCGCCCGGGCCGGGCAGGCCCUUCCCAGGCAAGGGCUCCCCUCUUCCGGCUCACUCAGCAGGGCUCCUGGGGAGGAGGCGGCAGCAACGCCACGGGCUCACCCUGCGAGGGUCUCCCCGACACGGGGACCACCGCCUGGUCCCUAGCGAACCGCAGCCUGGAGCGCCUGCCAGGCUGCCUGCCGCGCGCCCUGCGCAGCCUCGACGGCAGCCACAACCGGCUGCGCGCCCUGAGCGCGAGGGAGCUCGGCCACCUGCCCCAGCUGCAGGUGCUGACGCUGAGCCACAACCUCGUAGCCGAGCUGCGCUGGGGCCCCGGCGGGCCCGCGGAGCUGCACACGCUGGACCUCAGCUACAACCGGCUGGAAGCCCUGCCGCCGUGCUCUGCGCCCGCGCCCCGCAGCCUCCGCGCGCUGCACCUGGCCGGCAACCCCCUCCAGGAGCUUCAGCCCGGGGCCUUCUCCUGCUUCCCCGAGCUCCUCUUCCUCAACCUCUCCUCCACCGCGCUGGGCCGGGGCGGCCAGGAGGGCAUCGCGGAGGCGGCGUUUGCACUAGAGGGCGGCGCGCGUCUGGAGAGCCUCGAGGUCCUGGACCUCAGCGGCACGUUCCUCACGCGGGUUCGGGCAGGGUGGAUCAGAGACCUGCCGAAGCUCACCACUCUCUACCUCAGGAACAUGCCUGGGCUGAGGAGCCUGGAGGGGGACAUUUUCAAGAUGACCCCUGAGCUGCGGGUGCUGGAUUGUCAAGACUCCCCAGCACUCACUUCCGUCCACACACAUAUCUUUCAAGACACUCCUCGCCUGCAAGUUCUUCUAUUCCAGAACUGCAACCUGAGUUCCUUCCCUCCUUGGACCCUGAAUUCCUCCCAGGUCCUAUCCAUCAGCCUCUAUGGCAACCCCCUCACUUGCAGUUGUGAGUUGUCCUGGCUCCUCUUGGAUGCAAAAAGAACUGUCCUAAACAGGGCUAACAACACGGUGUGCACGCCCGCCGCAGGCUCCCGGGGCCCCUUCUCAGCCGCUCUUGCUCUCCCCCAGCUGCCCGGCCUGUGCCAGUUGGACCAAAACACCACCGACCUUACUUCCCACCCAGCCUCCUCCUACGGCUCCACUCACGCACCCCCAGCACAGGGCACCUCUCCCGGGGGCCCUUCCACCCUGCCCAGCACAGCUCCAUCCACUCGGCCUGCGCGAGGCCAACAGAGGGUCACCAAGGCCUCGUCCCUCCCCGUGGAGUCCCUCACGCAAGCUGCACGGCCACACAGCAGUGGCACGGAGGGGGUCACCCACUCCACCCCCGGCUCCACAGCAGCCUCUGGGCACUCCGGCGGUCCACCCAGGGCUACAGCCACAACGGGAUCAAAGCCCGGGGAAGAACGCGCCAGCUCCACCCCAUUCACCACCAAACCGCUUGGUCUCUUCCCUCCCUCCCGUAAGCCAGUGAGCACGCCUCAGCCCAUCCUGAGGACACCGGCCACCCCCGAGGCUCCCCAGCCCAGUCCUUCCGAGGGCGGGAUUCCGAUUCUGCUGUUGGACGACUACAGCGAGGAGGAGGAGGAGGAGGUGAUGGAAACGUCUCCCCAGGACGUCCCUUGUGAUUACCACCCCUGUAAGCACCUGCAGAUCCCCUGCUCAGAGCUGCAGAGACGCUCGCGGUGCCGCUGCCCCGGCCUCAGCGGGGAAGACACGGUCCCCGACUCUCCCAAGCUCCGGGGACUGACGGAGGUGACCGACACGUCCGUGCUCGUGCACUGGUGUGCCCCCAACUCGGCGGUGCGCGGGUACCAGAUCCGCUACCACGCAGAGGGCCGGCCGGGGAACCAGUCGCUGGUGGGGGAGAUCUACGCCACGGCGCGGCAGCACCCCCUGUACGGGCUGUCGCCGGCCACCACGUACCGCGUGUGCGUCCUGGCGGCCAACCGGGCGGGCCUGAGCCAGCCGCGCGCGGGCUGGAGGGGCGCGUGCGCCGCGUUCACCACCAAGCCCAGCGCCUGGCUCGCCCUGGCGGGGCUGGGCGCCUCCUGCGGCCUGCUGCUCGCCGGCUCCCUGCUGCUGGCCGCCUGCCUCUGCCGCCGGGGCCGGGCGGCGCGGCGCGAGCGCUGCCCCACGCACCUCGUGGCCUACAGGAACCCGGCCUUUGACCACCCGCUGCAGCUGCCGACCUUCGACUAG